AAAAUAAAUACUAGUCCAGAGGCCAACCCCUCUUUUUGACUUGAGCUCGAGGACGUUAAUCUUACGCUAACCCAAAAAUAUUAUUGAAUGAGAAAAUUCUAGAAGAGCAAAGCAAAGCUAGCAAGCAACCCUCCUUUAUUUCGCCCUUUUCAUUUUCCCUUUCUUGCUCGUCAGCUUGCGGUUUCUAAUUUUGAAUCUUCACAUUUUCUUCAAAUUUGGGUGUUAGGUGAUUGAUUAUUGGGUUUGUGAAUUCGAUGGCAUCGAAAAGGAUACUCAAAGAGCUCAAGGAUUUGCAGAAGGAUCCUCCAACCUCCUGCAGUGCUGGCCCUGUAGCUGAAGACAUGUUUCAUUGGCAAGCAACCAUUAUGGGGCCUGCUGAUAGCCCAUAUGCCGGAGGAGUCUUUCUAGUCUCCAUUCAUUUCCCACCUGAUUACCCAUUUAAGCCGCCUAAGGUUGCAUUUAGGACCAAAGUGUUCCACCCAAAUAUCAAUAGCAAUGGAAGCAUAUGCUUAGAUAUUCUUAAAGAACAAUGGAGCCCUGCACUAACCAUUUCCAAGGUGCUGUUAUCUAUUUGUUCCCUGUUAACGGACCCAAACCCGGACGAUCCACUUGUUCCUGAAAUUGCUCAUAUGUACAAGACUGACAGGGCCAAGUAUGAGGCAACUGCUCGUAGCUGGACUCAGAAGUAUGCAAUGGGUUAAUGGUAAUAAAUUCCCCAGUAAUGCCCAAAAAAGAAAAGGGAUUUUCUAGUUCUAAUUUUGUUUAGUUGAAGGAAAAGAACUAUGUUAGAGUGAUAUAUCUCUCAAUGUUCUUGUCGGGGAUUCAAAAGUCUUUGAGGAAUUCAUUCUAUCAUUUUCUGAAUAUUUAUUUGAGGACAAUAGUGGGAGAAAACUGUAAUGUAAUGUUGCUGUGUUGUAGCCAAACUGAACGGUCUGCUUGGUGCUUGCCUAUCUCUUUCCAAUGUGAAAUAAUGCUUUAACUGCAAUUUUUAAAA
Molecule: messenger RNA, 994 nt
Organism: Durio zibethinus
Lineage: Eukaryota; Viridiplantae; Streptophyta; Magnoliopsida; Malvales; Malvaceae
Product: ubiquitin-conjugating enzyme E2-17 kDa
Source: RefSeq, a predicted model, not a curated record